AUGGCGGACCGAUACUCUUUCUCCCUGACGACCUUCUCGCCCAGCGGCAAGCUGGUCCAGAUCGAAUAUGCAUUGAACGCCGUCAACCAGGGUGUGACAGCUCUGGGCAUCAAAGCCACCAACGGAAUUGUCCUCGCGACCGAAAAGAAAUCCUCCUCCCCUCUCAUCGAUCCCCCCUCGCUCUCCAAGAUUUCUUUGAUUACCCCGGACAUCGGCAUGGUCUACGCCGGCAUGGGCCCCGACUACCGCGUUCUGGUGGACAAGGCCCGCAAGGUCUCGCACACAGGCUACAAGCGCAUCUACAACGAAUACCCGCCGACGCGUAUCCUGGUGCAGGAUGUGGCGCGCGUGGUGCAAGAAGCCACGCAGUCCGGAGGUGUGCGGCCGUACGGUGUCAGUCUGCUUGUUGCGGGCUGGGAUGAGGGCGUCGAGCCCGAGGUUGAGUCCGACGACAAGGAGAAGCCGUCUGGCAAGACUGGUGGUAUCUUGAAGGGCGGCCCUUCGCUGUACCAGGUUGAUCCCAGCGGCAGCUAUUACCCGUGGAAGGCGACUGCCAUCGGUAAACACGCGACCAGUGCCAAAACGUUCCUGGAGAAGCGGUACACAGAGGGAUUGGAGCUGGAGGAUGCCAUCCAUAUUGCACUGUUGACGCUUAAGGAGACUAUUGAGGGAGAGAUGAACGGAGACACAAUAGAGAUUGGAAUUGUUGGCCCGCCUGCGGAUCACCUUCUGGGCUACGAGGGCGUGGAGGGCGCACAAGGACCUCGGUUCCGAAAGCUGACCAAGGAGCAAAUCGAGGACUACCUGACCAACCUAUAA
This is a messenger RNA of Penicillium argentinense, 819 nucleotides long. It is a transcript of the gene pre8, whose product is annotated as proteasome core particle subunit alpha 2. The record is from RefSeq and is a predicted model, not a curated record. Gene Ontology annotation, biological process: ubiquitin-dependent protein catabolic process. Gene Ontology annotation, cellular component: proteasome core complex; proteasome core complex, alpha-subunit complex. Lineage: Eukaryota; Fungi; Ascomycota; Eurotiomycetes; Eurotiales; Aspergillaceae. Bases 1 to 819 code for a protein of 272 amino acids. The transcript is spliced from 5 exons.